AUGAGUAGUAUUGUUAAUAAAAGUGGUACACGCUUUGCGCCCAAAGUGAGGCAGCGUAGAGCUGCUGCCGGAGGAACACCAACGCCAAAACCAAGAACCCCUCAACUCUUCAUUCCUGAGAGUAAAGAAAUAGAAAUCGAUAAUAGUGAUAAUGAUAAAGUUGCUGAUGAAAAUGAAACAGCUGUUGUUGGCAAAGCCCCACUAGGUGAAGAACACUCUUUGGAAGGCUUUACAUUAACUGCCACUACUGGACACGAUAAUGGAAUAGAACAUGAGGGGCCCAUAGAUGCUUCGACCCAGAACCCUGAACUAAACGUUACAGAAGACAAUGCGACUCUAAAACCGGCACCAUUGCGAACUCAGCUAGACCAAAAAACAUCGAGAUCCAGUAGACUAGCUUCACUGAGUAAGGACAACGAAAGCCGUCCAAGUUUUAAACCAUCGUUUCUCGAUUCUUCAAGUAAUGGUAAUGGAACUGCUCGACGCUUAUCUACAAUAUCCAACAAGCUUCCUAAGAAAAUAAGGCUAGGAAGCAUUACAGAAAAUGAUAUGAAUUUGAAAACUUUCAAAAGACAUAGGGUUUUGGGCAAACCAUCCUCGGCUAAAAAACCAGCUGGUGCACACAGAAUCAGUAUUGUCUCCAAAAUCCCCCCACCUACAGCAAUGACUGAAUCUUUGGACAGGAAUGAACUUUCAUCUGAAGUUCCUACAUCAAGAGCACCUAACGAAAAUGAAAAUUACGUCAUUAGCAAAGUUAAGGAUAUCCCGAAAAAAGUGAGGGACGGAGAGUCUGCUAAAUACUUUAUUGAUGAAGAGAAUUUUACAAUGGCUGAGUUAUGCAAGCCAAGUUUUCCUAUUGGCCAAAUAUCCGAAAACUUCGAAAAAUCUAAAAUGGCCAAGAAGGCAAAAUUAGAGAAAAGAAGGCAUCUUAGGGAAUUGAGGAUGCGUGCACGUCAAGAAUUCAAACCAUUGCAUUCACUAACCAAAGAAGAACAAGAACAAGAAGAAGAGAAGAGAAAGGAAGAAAGAGAUAAAUUACUAAAUGCUGAUAUUCCAGAGUCAGACCGCAAAGCACACACGGCAAUUCAACUGAAGCUCAAUCCUGAUGGUACUAUGGCUAUUGAUGAAGAGACUAUGGUUGUUGACAGACACAAAAAUGCCAGUAUUGAAAAUGAUUAUAAAGAAAAAGUUGACGAAAACCCCUUCGCCAAUCUUUAUAACUACGGGUCAUAUGGUAGGGGCUCGUACACAGAUCCGUGGACCGUGGAGGAAAUGAUAAAAUUUUACAAAGCACUAUCUAUGUGGGGGACAGAUUUCAAUUUGAUCUCUCAACUGUAUCCUUACAGGUCAAGAAAACAAGUGAAAGCCAAAUUCGUCAAUGAGGAGAAGAAGCGUCCGAUAUUGAUUGAAUUGGCCCUUCGAUCUAAGCUACCGCCUAAUUUUGACGAAUAUUGCUGCGAAAUCAAGAAAAACAUUGGCACAGUGGCAGACUUCAAUGAGAAAUUAAUCGAAUUACAAAACGAGCAUGAACAACAUAUGAAGGAAAUCGAAGAAGCCAAGAAUACAGCAAAGGAGGAAGACCAAACUGCACAAAGGUUGAAUGAUGCCAAUUUGAAUAAAAAGGGAUCUGGUGGUAUUAUGACAAAUGAUUUGAAAGUUUAUAGGAAAACGGAAGUUGUUCUAGGUACAAUUGAUGACUUGAAAAGGAAGAAACUCAAAGAAAGAAAUAGUAAUGACAAUGAGGAUAAUGAAGAAAGUGGAGGAGAAUCGGAAAUUGAUCAAUAA
Molecule: messenger RNA, 1785 nt
Organism: Saccharomyces paradoxus
Lineage: Eukaryota; Fungi; Ascomycota; Saccharomycetes; Saccharomycetales; Saccharomycetaceae
Gene: BDP1
Product: transcription factor TFIIIB subunit BDP1
Exons: 1
Coding region: 1-1785 (594 amino acids)
Biological process (GO): transcription by RNA polymerase III; RNA polymerase III preinitiation complex assembly
Cellular component (GO): transcription factor TFIIIB complex
Molecular function (GO): TFIIIC-class transcription factor complex binding; RNA polymerase III general transcription initiation factor activity
Source: RefSeq, a predicted model, not a curated record